This is a messenger RNA of Sipha flava (yellow sugarcane aphid), 1893 nucleotides long. RefSeq names its product WD repeat-containing protein 13-like. Gene Ontology annotation, cellular component: nucleus. The transcript is spliced from 10 exons. Gene Ontology annotation, molecular function: protein binding; promoter-specific chromatin binding. NCBI's taxonomy places the organism in Eukaryota, Metazoa, Arthropoda, Insecta, Hemiptera, Aphididae. The record is from RefSeq and is a predicted model, not a curated record. Bases 462 to 1865 code for a protein of 467 amino acids.
GUGUUUCCGUGUUAAUUGGUGAUGUUACAUGAAAUUGUCGUCCUAAAUUUUGUCGGAACAGAUGUGAUCAGGAUAAUUUUGAUUUAAUUUCUCGAACGUUUGGUGUUAUCAUCGCAGAAUGAAUUAAAUUUAUCAUCGUCGUCGUUGUGAUAACGUUGCAUCGUCUAUAUUUUGACGAUCAACAAUAACGUUAUACUGAACAAUAUUUUCGUUUUGGUUAUUUUUUUUAAUUACCAUUUCCUUAGCGUACGUCGUACAUUAAAUUUAGAAAUAUGUUUCAGCAAUCGAACGUAUGUAUACGCUGUGAUAUUUGUCAUCGAUAAUUUCUUUUGUCGACGAAUUAAAUGGUAUAUUUUCAUUGACUGCAUUCAUUCCACUGAGUAAUUGAUUUGUCUUCGAAUUCCAGUCCUCUAUUAUGUUUUGUUCUUAAUUAAGCUAUUUUUUCGUUGGCUAAUAUUAAAAUGUGGCAACAGCAAGCUUUUGUCUUAGAUUCCAAAUUCAAUGCGUAUAGAGCUUCGAACCAUCCAAAUUUCAGAACACUAUACAUUAGAAGAAGAAGUCAGCUUCUCCGAGAAAAGUCUAAGCAAGAUGAUAUGAUUCCAAGUAAUACAAUUAGAAGAAAAUAUUUACGUAUUAGAUCAUCAAUUUUACAAAACAGAUAUAAUAUACAUUUUGAUAUGCAGUCUAACAGUGCCUGUAGUCAAAGUACUAGUUUGAUGAGUUUAAAUAAAGAAAAACAAUUAGAAGUGGAUUUAUUACCUCGAAACUAUGAUUUUUUAUCAUCACCUAUUCCAACCACUCAAGCUCAAGCUUCUAGAGCUAUUGUUGGAAAUAAUACAAUUGAAGAAAACUAUGCAUUCAAUAAUGUUCACCAUAUUUAUGAUCAGCAUUCAGAUGCAGUAACAGUAUUGAAGUUUGCAAAUAAUGAUAAAUCAAAAUUAUGCUGUGCAUCAAACGAUGGAACACUCAGUAUUUGCGAUGUUUUGACUUCACCACCUUGUGUUAAAGCUAUACUAAGGUAUCAUACUGGUCCAGUUACUGGUUGUGAUUGGUCAGCUUCAGAUGAAUUGAUUGCUAGUUGUUCUACUGACUCAACAAUUUGUUUUUGGGAUGCGAUUCGUCAUUGUUGUUUAAGAUGUGUUAGUGACCCUUUUUAUUCAUCGGUAUUGGUGUGUGUAUUUAAUCCUAUCAACAACAAUAUUCUUAUAACUGGAAACAAAGCUGGAUUUGUGUGUGUAUUAAAUGUGUCAACGGGUAUGUACCCUAAAGGUGGAAAGUACAAAAUCGGUGGUCAAAUUUUAUCUUUAGCUGUUAAUAGCAGUGGAAAAAUAAUAUGGGUUGGAAAUGAUAAAAGCGAAAUAUUAUCACUCAAACUAAACAACAAUGAUAGCAUUGUUCUAACUAAGUGUCAUCGGAUUUUAACAUCUCCAAAUCGUGGCGCAAUAACUUGUCUGAGUUGGAAAUCAUGGAUAAGUCGAGAAGCCAGAGAUCCAAUGUUAUUGGCAAAUUGCGCAAAUAAUAUAUUAUGUCUUUACAAAGUUUGUGAAAAUGAUGGUGGUUCAUUGUGUUUAAAAAAAAAGUUUUUGGUUCCUCACGCACACAGUAAUCAUUUGUUGCGAUCAACAUUUUGUCCUAUCAUGUCAUUCAGGCAAGGUGCUUGUGUUGUCACAAGCAGUGAAGAUUCUUCUGUUUAUUUUGUGGAUGUAGAAAGAGAUUCAAACUAUGCUGUGAACAGAUUACAAGGACAUGCUUGUGUUACUUUGGGUGUUACAUUUAACUAUGAUGAGACUAUAUUAGCAACAAGUGAUAUUCAAGGGAUAAUUAUUAUUUGGUCUCGACAAUGUCAAAAGCAACAAAUUUUAUAAUAAUUUAUUAGAUGUAAAACAAAUUGUU